AUGGCAUUCUUGCAGCGCAACAUGGACCAGGGUCAUCAGCAGCCUCUCUCCAUGCGCAAACGACUUCGGCGGCGCAGGCUCAGGACCAGGGGUGGCAAUGGCUACAAGUACGGUUAUUACAGCUAUUGUCGGCCAACUGCCUCCGCGUCAACCACUACGUCAUCAACCUCCUCGGCGCCAGAGGCGACCAGCGAUGCCUGGCAGGUAUGCCGGACUUGUUCCGCCCUUUGGCGCAUCUUUGCCAGAGAGCUGCGGCUGUACUUCGUUCUCUGGGGGUCUUCCAAGCUUCUGCCCAUGGAGCUGCGCUUCAUCGCAAUAGACUCAGAGCAGCUCCAGGUGCAGUGCUGGUUCUCGCAACAUAGGCACAGGCAGGUGCUGAAUCUUUAG
Messenger RNA from Symbiodinium sp. CCMP2592, 387 nucleotides. The record is from the annotation of a GenBank genome assembly. NCBI's taxonomy places the organism in Eukaryota, Dinophyceae, Suessiales, Symbiodiniaceae.